Leptopilina boulardi is the source of this 833-nucleotide messenger RNA. Its product is annotated as chymotrypsin-1-like. Lineage: Eukaryota; Metazoa; Arthropoda; Insecta; Hymenoptera; Figitidae. Gene Ontology annotation, biological process: proteolysis. The transcript has 6 exons. Gene Ontology annotation, molecular function: serine-type endopeptidase activity. The coding region runs from base 78 to 815 and encodes 245 amino acids. The record is from RefSeq and is a predicted model, not a curated record.
GCAAUCUAAUCGUAUUUUUAAUUGAUUUUUUUUUAUAUGAUUUAACUUUGAUAAUUUUCAAUUCAAGAAGAAACACGAUGCAGGAAACAGUAUUAAUUACUUUUCUUAUUUUAAUUGUUGGUUCCCAAGGUGGACUAAUUCCAAGAGUUGUAGGAGGCAAUGACGCUCCACCUGGUAAAUAUCCAUUUCAAAUUAUAACGAAAUUUUUAAAUAGUUUCCUUUGUGGUGGGACAAUUAUAAAUCAACGUCACGUUCUCACUGCUGCACAUUGCGUUGAUGGCUUUGAGGUUGCAUUCUACAAAGUCGUGACAGGAAUUAAUCAUCAAUCAGAUAAUGGCACUACUUACCUAGCUGAGAAGUUCUUCAUACAUGAUAAUUAUAACAAAAGUCAACAUUUGCAUGACAUUGCACUAAUUCGAGUUAAGACAAAUAUUCUUUAUUCAAAAUUAGUUCAACCAGUAUUAUUGCCUCAUAAAUAUUUCGAUUAUAAUGAGGAAGAAGCAACACUUAUCGGUUACGGAAGACUUGGGGUUAACGAUCCUCCUGCAACAACUUUACAAGAAGUGAAACUCUAUAUAUUCCCAAACUCAAAAUGUAGAUCAAUAAUUCCUUAUGUGAGAAAAACGCACGUUUGCACAUUAACUGAACCCGGAGAAGGAGCUUGCAAUGGUGAUUCUGGUGGUGCUUUAUUAUCAGAUGGAAAACAAAUUGGCAUCGUAUCCUUUGGUGUUCCUUGCGCUAUAGGAGCACCUGAUGUCUACACUCGAGUACAAAGUUAUUUAACAUGGAUAAAGAAUAAUACGAAAAAUUUAUAAAAAAAAAAAAAAUCAUUG